AACAAUGUGCCUUAUCAGUCAGUGCGCUUUUGGCUGCCCUAGCAACGCGUGCCAUAGUAACGCCAGCGAUACCAACACACGAAGUGGGCCCGCCGAAUUUGCGGGCUAGAAAAUUCCUGCAUCUUGGUCGGCAGUCUGUUGUUUACGCCAGGUGACUCCAGUUCGACAGCUGUUGGCAGCGGCACCCACGCAAUAUGUCUCAGGCACGGAUAACCACCGCCUUUGGAGCACGGCCGUCGCACGAUUUGCAUACAAACUCCAUAUCGCUGAAACAACGUUCCAAAUCCGCAAAUCCACCGCAAUUACGGCCAUUUAGCGGUAUACAGGGUUCGCGACCCCGUUAUGUGCCGCCAUUUUCCAUACAAUCGCAGCAAAAAAACACGGUCGUCAUUAACGGCCCCAUUCACGAGCCACCCGUAACGGCAAGCGCGCGCGGCAGAGCGCCGAAUCCCAAAUGUUUGAAGAAACAACAGAAGUCGAUUUCGUCAAGCAAUUUGGGCGCCAGUCUUCACGCCUGCACGGCGGUUAAGAAUCCGGGGCGUGGCACUUUGUUUCGCAUGUAUUUCGAUCGCGGAGACUUGCCCAUUAAAAUGGAAUAUCUAUGCGGUGGCGAUAAGAUUGGCUGGACGGUGGACAUUGACAAGCUGGACUACAGCCUCUAUUUGCCGCUGUUCUUUGAUGGCCUGGCGGAGCCAAAACAUCCCUAUAAGACCUAUGCACGCCAGGGCGUUAGCGACUUGCUGCUCGCCGGCGGCGACAAAAUCCAUCCCGUGGUACCGCAAUUAAUUCUACCCUUAAAGAACGCAUUGAGCACCAGAAAUGUGGAGGUGAUGUGCACGACAUUGAAAAUUAUACAACAGCUGGUCAUGGCCUCGGAUAUGGUGGGACCCGCACUGGUGCCCUUCUACAGGCAACUGUUGCCCAUGUUCAAUGCGUUCAAAGUGAAAAACUUAAACUGCGGCGAUGAAAUUGACUAUGCGCAAAAGAACAAUUUGAAUCUGGGCGAUUUGAUUGAUGAGACGCUGCAGGUGCUGGAGCUGCAUGGCGGCGAGGAUGCCUUCAUCAAUAUCAAGUACAUGGUGCCGACCUACGAGUCCUGCUAUUUAAAUUGAAGCUGAAGCUAUGGAUGCCUGGCAGCUGGUUCAAUUAGCCAUGGUCUAUAUAUAUCUGCCCAGUCCCAAAGAAAGCGCUUACAUAUUUGAUGCUUCAUAUAUGUUUAUAUAUAUAUAUAUAUAACAUAUCACGAGUAUUUAUUGAAUUUUACAUAGAUGCGAAUGAUUAAAUUUGUUAUUUUAAAUUUUUGUGUUUUAAAAUUUGUAUAUAGUUGAGUAUAUAUGUGGAGGGUAUAUAUAUAUAUAUAUGUGUAUAUCUCUAUAUAGAUCAUGAGUGUGCAGCAAGCACAAAGGCCAAU
Molecule: messenger RNA, 1411 nt
Organism: Drosophila montana
Lineage: Eukaryota; Metazoa; Arthropoda; Insecta; Diptera; Drosophilidae
Product: parkin coregulated gene protein
Exons: 5
Coding region: 195-1112 (305 amino acids)
Molecular function (GO): Hsp70 protein binding; Hsp90 protein binding
Source: RefSeq, a predicted model, not a curated record